AACCACUUUUGUGUAGUUUCCUCUUUUAAUUUUAACAGAUUCACGCUAUUCAGUUCCUUCCCUUCCCUUCCUUCGCGAUGGAAAUGGAUUCCCUCCCUAACGGCAACGCCGCCGCAUCCAUCCCAGCUGGCACAACCAGAAUUAGUCCCACCCACACAACGCCGUCCUCCAAACUGACACAACUGACGGAAUCGUUAAAGCUGGAGCAUCAGUUCUUGCGAGUUCCCUUCGAGCACUACAAGAAAACAAUCCGAGCGAACCACCGAACCGUCGAGAAGGAAGUCUCCUCUGUCAUCGCCGGAGUCAGUGACGCUGCCGAUUCCGAUAUGUCCAAAGACGACGCUUUUCAACAUCUUACCUCUCUCGUUUCUAGAUUGCAGGGACUCAAAAGAAAGCUGGAAGAGGGAAGUCGAACAGAGCACUUGCAAGCGCAAAGGUGCCGAGCUCGUCUCGACCAUUUAGAAUCAGUAGAUGCAGAGAAUUUUUCAGAAUGGAGCAACACACGUUUGAAGCGGAUUCUUGUGGACUACAUGCUGCGAAUGUCAUACUAUGACACUGGAUUGAAGCUAGCUGAAAGCAGCAAUAUGUUGGACCUUGUUGAUAUUGAUGUAUUCCAAGAAGCAAGAAAGGUUAUUGAUGCUCUUCAAAAUAGGGAGGUGGCUCCUGCUCUAGCCUGGUGUGCUGACAACAAAUCACGGUUGAAAAAAUCAAAGAGCAAAUUUGAAUUCCAGUUGCGACUUCAAGAGUUCAUAGAGUUGGUACGAGCUGAAAACAACAUGCGUGCCAUCGCAUAUGCGCGGAAAUAUCUUGCUCCAUGGGGAGCUACCCAUAUGAAAGAAUUGCAGCGAGUCAUGGCAACAUUGGCUUUUAAGAGUCACACUGAAUGUGCAACAUACAAGGUUUUAUUUGAACCAAAACAGUGGGACUACCUGGUGGACCAAUUUAAACAAGAAUUCUGCAGGUUAUAUGGCAUGACCCUUGAGCCUUUGCUGAAUAUUUAUUUACAGGCAGGCUUAUCUGCGCUGAAAACUCCAUACUGUUAUGAGGAUGAUUGCACAAAGGAGGACCCGCUUUCACAGGAGAGCUUCCGGAAAUUGGCAUUGCCUUUGCCAUAUUCAAAGCAGCACCAUUCAAAACUUGUCUGCUACAUAACUAAAGAGCUGAUGGACACAGAGAAUCCACCACAAGUCUUGCCCAACGGCUAUGUCUACAGCGCUAAGGCGCUUGAAGAAAUGGCCAAGAAAAACAAUGGUAAAAUAACCUGUCCUAGGACUGGAUUUGUCUGCAAUUAUUCUGAGGUGGUAAAGGCUUAUAUAUCAUAAUCUGCGUGUCUACAAAUUGAAUUACUCAAAUACUUUUUAUUUUAAGUUGGGCUCUGAAGUCAUCUGUGAAUACUAGUGAUAACAUAGAGAAAUUGCGGCCGAACCGUUGGCAUCAGUGUCAUAACUUGCCAUUAUGUACAUAUGCAGAAAGUUCAAACUUGUUCUAAGUGUUGUUGUUCACUUGUUUCUUUUAAAUUGUGAAUAAAGAAAACUCGAAGUGGAUUCAUUUUCAA
This is a messenger RNA of Manihot esculenta (cassava), 1555 nucleotides long. RefSeq names its product protein MAEA homolog. Gene Ontology annotation, biological process: proteasome-mediated ubiquitin-dependent protein catabolic process. Gene Ontology annotation, cellular component: GID complex; cytoplasm; nucleus. Lineage: Eukaryota; Viridiplantae; Streptophyta; Magnoliopsida; Malpighiales; Euphorbiaceae. The transcript is spliced from 7 exons. Gene Ontology annotation, molecular function: protein binding; ubiquitin protein ligase activity. Bases 78 to 1322 code for a protein of 414 amino acids. The record is from RefSeq and is a predicted model, not a curated record.